AUGGGUACUUUUGAGAAGUUAGGUCUCAAACAAGUGGUUAAAAUCACUGAAGAAACAAUUACAGUUGAUAGUGACCAUGCUACUUUUAGAUUAUUAUCUGAAAAUGAUUUAGCCCCUUAUAGGGAAACCCAUAGAUUUAUGCACAUUGGGUUGGUAUCAUUGCAGGAUGAUAAUUCUUUAGAUGCUUUAAUAUUAAGCAUUAAAUUACAUGAUUAUGAUUAUAUGUCAGGAACAGAGGUCUUGAAUUGCUUACACAGCUACCUUAUUUUGCAGUAUGUUCAACGGGACAGUUCUAAGGCUGGAAUCUGUAAGGACAAAUCAUAUACACUAGUGCCAAAACGUGAUGAUCAGCAGCUCUCUGACAAGUCUGGUACCUCUGCUCCUAGAUCUGGGAUUGAUUUAGUGGAAGGGGAAAUUGGUCGUUCGGUAACUGCUGAUAGUGGGAAGAAGAAAAUCCUGCUGUUGAAGGGGAAGGAAAGGGAAGGUCGUAAUGUUUCUGGUGGCUCAUUAGCUCAACAGAAUGUGGCAUCUACUCUCAAGAAUUCACCUAGUUCAUCUGCUCCGAAACAGAACCAGCUCCAAGUAGCAAGUGGCUGGAUCAUCAGAAGUAUUCUUCUAAAGGAUGCUCGACAGAAUCAAUCAACAUCUCAAUCAGAGCAUCAAAUUCAGGAUAAGGCCAAGAGACCUCCUCGGCCACCAAGUAUGCAGUUGUUUCAGAAGGAUACAAGUGGAGCUAAUGAGGAUAAGGUUGUUGGAAAUGACUUGCAAGUUGUCCACAUUGAGAAGCAAGAAAGACGUUCUAGGAAUAGAGAUAGGCCUGAUCGUGGUGUUUGGGCUCCUCUUCAUCGUGCUGAUAGUUCACAAGCCAGUAAUGAAUCUUUAUCAUCUGGUACCCCUCAAUCUUCCCAAGUGCGAGAUUUUGUUGAAGGGGGUCAGGGAGAAACGAAAAGUGAUUUACCAAGUGCACGUGGUUGUGAGUUUAGACCAAUUGGUAGUGGGCGUAAUUCUCAUUCUUCUGCUGAUAAUGGUAACUAUAAACAUGGUGGUCGUCGUGGUUUGAGGGAUGUGGAUGGCACUUCUGUUGGGGAAGGAAAACCCAUGAGAAGGGGAGUUACUUCUGCUUACAGUUCUCUUGAGAAACAAGUGUGGGUUCAAAAGUCAAGUUCUGGUUCUUAGUUUUGUUAUUUAAUGUGAAAUGAUUGGUUGUUUACCAUAUCGAGUAUACAACAAGAUAGUGGCUGGAGCUCUCUUUGCUUGACAGGACAGGUGUGAGGUUGCUGGAGCAAAGGUGUGGGUUCGAAAACUUCAAAUGGAACUUUCAGUACACCAGGGUGCUACAGGUAUUGGUGUUCACCUUUGAACUAAUCUUUGACCGUAUUGAAUCAAAGAUUGACAGGAAUAGGAGCGGGAGGGAAGAAAGUCAUAUUAAUGACAUAUCACCACAAUUUUCAGCUGGUGUUUCUUGUGAUGGCAUCUUUUCACCAUCAGAGCUGUGGAUAUCCUCGUUCCUGCCUUUGACUCGGCUGAUAAUCAAGAAAAUAUAGAUUCUUAGAUGGGAACUUAACUUUUGUUGAACUGUAAAUACAAAUGUGGGAUCAUGUGAAGUGCCCACACUACUUAUUCAUAUGUCUAUAAUCCCAUGUUAAUUCUAGGCUUGACUGGUGGAGAUUGGCAGCUUGUUUGAGCUAGUGUUAUCUAAGCAGAUCCAAUUGCUGAAGCGUUGAACAGUUGGAUCCCCAUUAUUGGUGUGUUAUUGGGUGUGCUAGGCUAAGGUGUGUUGGAAAAUGAAAGACCAUUUUGGUGUUGAUCCAUCAGCUGGCCAAAGUAAUAGUUCAGUUUAUAUAUUACGCAA
Molecule: messenger RNA, 1852 nt
Organism: Lycium ferocissimum
Lineage: Eukaryota; Viridiplantae; Streptophyta; Magnoliopsida; Solanales; Solanaceae
Product: regulator of nonsense transcripts UPF3-like
Exons: 9
Coding region: 1-1176 (391 amino acids)
Biological process (GO): positive regulation of translation; nuclear-transcribed mRNA catabolic process, nonsense-mediated decay
Cellular component (GO): nucleolus; cytoplasm
Molecular function (GO): mRNA binding
Source: RefSeq, a predicted model, not a curated record